Molecule: messenger RNA, 609 nt
Organism: Entrophospora sp. SA101
Lineage: Eukaryota; Fungi; Glomeromycota; Glomeromycetes; Entrophosporales; Entrophosporaceae
Source: the annotation of a GenBank genome assembly
AUGGUCGAUAAUAGCGAGUUGAUGCGAGAAUGCAAGAAUAAAACCAGAGAAAACGAUAGUCAUCAACAGUCAUCACAAAUUACACCAUCACAUGAUCAAUUAGAUUUUACAAUUAAUCAACAUAGUAGCAAUUCAAACUCAAAUUCUGAUUAUUCAGAUGGUGAAGAAGAUCAAAAUAACAACAAUGUGUCUAUUGGUAAUAUUGCUCCACUAGAGGAAUUGUUAACAAUUGGUACAUCUAUGCUUGACUCAUUCAUCAAUUGGAUAGAAGGUCCACCAAUAACUGAUAGAAAAGUUAGCAGUAAUGUGGCUUCUUUACCACCAAAAAAUACCAAUAAUAAUCCCAACUCAUCAAAUAAUAAAAAUCAAACAAUACUUGAUAUCCCAAUGCAAUUCAUUGAUUUGUUAACUUAUCCCGAUAUUGAUCCAAAAGCAUCAAAACCUUCUUUUGCAGCUAAUACACUUGUCAAAUAUGGUUAUAAUUUGAGUGUUGAUAGUGAAUGUGCUUGUCAUCAAAAAGAAUAUGGUAUGUUAUUGGUUGUAUUGGCAAUUGAGGAAGUUAAGAAAAAGAUAUUAGUGGAAUUAGCAUGGAAACACAAAUUGCAAUAG